AGCGCCACUGUCAUUUUUGUACAACUGCACUGCAGCGUUCCAUACCAUACAGGGGUCUGCUUGGUUGUGCCUGCUUAUUCCUCUAGUUCCUGUUCCUGGUGGCAGGUCCCCCAUAUAAACCCUUUAAGCUUAUUUAUUUACCCUGCCUGUCGAAAUAAAAUUUGGCGGACACGCGUUGGAUGGUCAUCCACACCUCUUUCCCCCGUAUACCGACAUGGAAUCGAGACGGGAACCCUCAAUAUAUAAGUUCCAGAGAUUUCUUAAUAUUAUAGUCUCUUAAGACGCGUAGGAACAUGGUAUGACAGGAAAUCAUGGGUCCCAAGAUCCUUUGCGUGGCGGAGAAGCCUAGUAUCGCGAAGGCAGUCGCAGGACAUCUUGGCGGAGGUUCUUUUGCGACAAGAAAUGUCACCGGCGCCCAGUAUACCAAGAACUAUGACUUCACUUUCAAUUUCGGCCCGCCAUGGGGAACGUGUAAUGUUACCAUGACAAGUGUACUUGGGCACUUGACCGAAGUAGAUUUCGGUCCCGAGUUUAAAGAUUGGAGAUAUCCUCCCCCCCGCAAGUUGCUUGACGGUCGUGUUCAUGUCAAAGUCCACAAUGACAAGGCGGCUAUUGCGAGGAAUAUCGAGACCCAAGCCAGGAAUGCCAGAAUUCUCUUCAUAUGGACUGAUUGUGACCGCGAAGGGGAACACAUCGGUAAUGAAGUUAGAGAACAGGCAGUCAAAGGCAACUCCUCUAUCGAAGUCAAGAGGGCAAAGUUCAGUAACAUAGAACGAGUGCACGUCAUAAAUGCAGCUAAACAUCCCAUAGAACUUGAUAGCCGUCAAGUGGAUGCAGUUGCAACUCGCAUUGAGCUUGAUCUAAGAAUCGGUUUUGCAUUUACUCGCUUUCAAACUCUCUCACUCCAGUCCCUUGGAGGCCCAUUAGGAGAUGCCAAAAUUUCUUACGGCUCAUGCCAGUUUCCCACUCUUGGGUUUGUCGUCGAUCGAUAUUUGAAGGUUCAAAACUUCGUACCAGAACCGUUCUGGAGUAUAAAGGUCACCCAUACUCGUGACGAUAUUGACGCAACAUUUCACUGGAAUCGCAACCGGCUUUUUGACCGUGCUGCCGUCACAAUACUAUUCGAACGAUGCCUCGACGCGAAAAUAGCAAAGAUCACCAAGGUCCAACAAAAGCCAACCAAGCGAUGGAAGCCACUACCGCUCACUACAGUCGAGCUGCAAAAGAUGGCUAGUCGAUUUCUACGUAUGAACAGUCAUACAGCUAUGCAGGUGGCAGAGGGCCUCUACAACAAAGGAAUGAUCAGUUACCCCCGAACAGAAACAGAUAUAUUUGACAAGGGCAUGAACCUCAAGGCACUCGUUGAGAAGCACACGCAGGACAAUCGAUGGGGACCAUUUGCCCAAAAUUUAGUCAACGGGGGCUUUCACUGGCCUCGUGCAGGGCGAAAUGACGACAAAGCACAUCCGCCGAUUCAUCCCAUUGCUGCCUUCAACGCAGACCGGAAUAGUGACGAGGGCCGCCUUUACGAGUUUGUUGUCAGGAGAUUCUUGGCAUGUUGCUCUGAAGAUGCCAUUGGAACCGCAACCGAUAUCGAGCUACAAUAUGGGCCCGAAGCUUUUCAUGCCCAUGGAGUUAUAGUACUGGAGCGCAAUUUCCUCGACGUUUACCCUUAUGAGAAAUGGACAGGAAACAUGCUCCCUAAGUUCACUCUUGGGGAACAGUUUGAGCCCAAGGAAGCCACACUUACAGAUGGCAAGACCGCAUCUCCAGGAUAUCUGACCGAACCCGAUCUUAUUGCCCUAAUGGACGCCAAUGGUAUUGGAACAGAUGCUACAAUGGCCGAACAUAUUGCAAAAAUCAAAGACAGGGGAUACGUCAUGACACAGUCAAAGGGAGGUGGUAAUGCGCCUGUUAGGGAAGACAUUGCAUCAGGAAGAGGCCGAGGUGCUGGCCGUGGUCGAGGCAGAGGGAGGGGGCGGGGAGGGGGUGCUGUCGCUGAAAGUGGCAGGUCAAGCGGAGGCGUGGAGGAAUUCAUACCAACGACUCUUGGAGUCGCGCUAAUAGAAGGAUACGACAAUAUCGGCUUCGAGGAGAAGCUGAGCAAGCCGUUUUUACGGAAGGAAUUGGAGCUCCAGCUUAAGGCCAUCUGCGACGGUACCAAGACAAAGAACGAGGUUCUGCGCGCCGAAAUAGGACUGUAUAAACGAGUCUAUGACCAGACUGAAGAGGAAGUGGGCCAUUUGAUAGCUGCGUGUCGAAGAUACAUCUUCAACGGCGGAGUGCAGUAGCAUGUUAUAUGACCCACGUUUCGCCGACGAUGCGGGGUACUUUGCGUCUUUUAUCAAGACUGUCGUAGUCGUCGUCGUGGCCACCUGGUCUGAGAACAACCACCAUGUGGUGGUUGUAUAAAACAUGUCUCAUCGGCGUUGAUCGAUGGUGGCGAGCAAAGCCGUGCCAUUUGAUCCGGUCCAGUUCUAUCGAAACGUGCCCGAUCAACUUGACCCCGCCAAACCAUGCAUGAUGCUGGUUGUGGCCGGCGCACCUGGAGCCGAUCGAUUUCCCCUCAAUAAUAGCCGAGCAAUCAGGACUUGACAAGCUAGGAACGUGGGAAUUGCAGUGUUAUUGUUGGAGCUAGCUAAGGGUUUGAUAACGUCCGACGCCGAGGGCGAACCUCUUACACACGUCAUGGCUUGGUUUUCAAUUAUCAUUUUCCGUGAGGGAAGUUUGCGAUCCGUGGGGAUCCGCGCGCACCAAGGGCAUGAAAUGAGGGCAAGUGGAGAGGGCUUUGAUAGAUAAAGCAGCGAAACCUCAAAAAUGAAUUCCUUUUGUGCGCCAGCCGAAGUGGGGAGUGGAGUCCUCGCUGUAAUGACAGUUCCCGAGAUGUGGAGAGAGAUAAGACGCGGCAAGUGAAAUCCAGCCCACAACAUGAGGUCUCGGACAGUUUUGCGCAGAAGGACGAGGUGCUUGCGGCUUCACGAUGCCCCGCCGGUGCUCCAUCUCGGGUGAUCGAGCUGGAAAUAGCUAAUUGCAUUGAGGGGCAAAAUGCGAUACACAAAACGUUUUUGGGGAUAUUCUUUGUUCAUUACGUGAGUUAAUGGCAGGGGCUUACCUUUUUCUCAGUACAGUACUUAUCCUCAGGUAAGAAAGUGUGAGUAAGGGGAUGGCUGUGGGCAGCGAGAUUAGGAAGGGAAAAGCAAGGAAGCCUGCACGGUUACUCUCUGAUUUUAAUAUGAGCGGAUUUACAGUGAAGUCCAAAAGCCCGUCGAUGUCUUCCGGGUUCUAACGCACCAUUAUCUGCAUUCCUUGCUUUUUUCUUACUGUACUCUACUGUCACUACUACUCGUAGACUGAGUCUUUGAGUCUAUCUAUCUAUCAGCUGGUCUCAGCUACGAACGAACAAAGAAAGGACGAAUAGCGACGCGUUAUUAUGCCACAAGCCACGCCAAACCACCACCACCACAAAACAUAGCCAUCGAACAGUACUUCUUACCACACUUCCACACGGUAGAAUGUGUGGUACCAAGAAGUACCCGUAUUACCUGGAGAGGUACUUGCUUGGUCCGCUAAUGUCCGCCCGUCCGCUUUGUCUCCAACCCAAUACGCUACGGCACAUGUCCCAAGAAGUACGUACUCCCACACUGACUCCCCCGGAAACACACUCGCACCCACCCAGGUAUUACUGCCCAGCCAGCCAGUGCCAGUGU
Molecule: messenger RNA, 3707 nt
Organism: Pseudogymnoascus verrucosus
Lineage: Eukaryota; Fungi; Ascomycota; Leotiomycetes; Thelebolales; Thelebolaceae
Gene: TOP3
Product: DNA topoisomerase
Exons: 7
Coding region: 312-2291 (659 amino acids)
Biological process (GO): DNA topological change
Cellular component (GO): nucleus
Molecular function (GO): DNA topoisomerase type I (single strand cut, ATP-independent) activity; DNA binding
Source: RefSeq, a predicted model, not a curated record